GGAACCGAACCAUCUAACAAUGACAAGAGUUCGAAUCUGCUACAAGAUACUCUAACACAGCAGCCUGGCAGCCAUGGUGGAGAGGCGGCAGCGGAGGAAGCCGCUGGUGCUCGCCUCCACGCAGGCGCUGCUCGACUCGCUCCCGGGGGACCGCCCGCCGCCGCCGCCGCAGGAGCCGGUGCGCCUCCGGGCCGGCGUCCUCCGCUUCCCCUCCGGAGGAGGCGGCGCCGAGUUCGGGGAGCUCGCCUCGUUCGUCGCCCUCCCCGCGCCCGCGCUCCGACGGCUCGCGGUCGUCACCGGCACGCCGGUACUUGUCAAGAAUGCUGACAAUAAUGUUGGGAGGAUUGUUAAAGCGUUAUUAUUUGACCACCCAUCCCUUGAUGAGUCCGGGACAGAGCAGACUGAUCACGUGGCCUGUGCCUCUCCUCAUGGUCAUGCAGGUCAUGCAAUGGGCAUCUUACCUUGUCGCUCGUUUCCUGCUACUGGUUUUGCAUCUGUGAAUGAAGAUGCUGCUUAUGUCAGCCCACUUUUGGCAUUCAACUUGGGAUUGCAUAUUUCUUGCCUCAAUCUUCUAAUUCAAAGAGGAGGGGAGCCUUUCAAGUUUUGUUCUCAAGUUGAAGAGCCUCAUGCUGCUUCCAGUGCUAGGAGUGAUAUUUCCCUUCUCUUAGAUCUUCUUCCAUGCCCUCAAGUUCCUAAAUAUGCUUUGCAUGUACGGGUUUCAGUUGUGAGGAUUCCUGAAUGUGGUGUGCUUGCUUCUUUAAAUAUAAAUUCGUCUGUUGGAGGAAGUGACUACCAAGACAUGGUAGAUCAAGCUUUGAACGAGUAUUUUAAGUUUGAUAGGUUCCUAGCAAGAGGGGAUGUCUUUUGCAUACAGAACAAUUGGAAUUGUGGUGCGAGCUCCUGUCUAGCAUGCAAUAAGCAGGUUGAUAAUCUGCAUCCUCAUAAUGUGAUCUACUUUAAGGUGACCAGCAUGGAACCAUCAGAUGAACCUAUUCUUCGUGUUAAUUGCAAUCAGACAGCCCUUGUUCUUGGGGGAGCUGCUUCUGCUGCAAUCCCCCCUUACUCCUUCUUUUCUGCUUCUGGUGAUUCAGUUCCUUUGCAUGGCGAAAUAGUGGAGCAUUUUGCCUCUAUAAUUGCCCCAGCAUUAUGCCCUUCAGAUAUUUUACCAAAAAUCAAGUUCUCCACUUUUAUAUAUGGCCCUUCAGGAUGUGGAAAGCGCACAGUGGUCAGGCAUGUUGCUAACCAUCUUGGUCUGCAUGUGGUUGAGUGUAGCUGUCAUGAUCUAAUGACAUCUUCAGAAAGUGGGGCACCUGUUGCACUUGCAACUGCCUUCAAAGAAGCUCGGAAGUAUUCCCCUUGUAUAAUACUUCUUCGCCACUUUGAUGCAAUUGGGAAUUCAUCCUCCAAUGAAGGCCCACAAUCUGAGCAAUCUGGGAUUGCGUCGAACAUUGAAUCUGUUAUUAAGCAGUACACUGGACAAUGUUGGGUUGCUAAGGACUCAAUGCCAGGAAGAUAUGUAAAUGGGAGCUCAUACCUCGUGGAGCCUGAAUGUGUAAGCUCUCUUCAGAUUAUACUAGUUGCAACUGCAGACAGUUCGGAAGGAAUGCAACAGUCAAUUAGGCGAUGUUUCCGCCAUGAGAUUGACAUGAAGACUAUGAAUGAAGAGCAUAGAAACAAACUGAUAUCUGAGACACUUCAAGGCAUUGCAACAGUUGGUGAUGAGAGUAUUGAUGACAAGUUUGUAAAAGAUUUAGCAGCACAAACGUCAGGAUUCAUGCCCAGGGACAUACUUGCGCUGAUUGCUGAUGCUGGUGUGUCCUUUGCACAUAAAAUUGCAGCAGAGAAAGAUAGCAAAGAAUUCAGCAAUCAUGAGGAUAUCCUUCCAGAAAGCUCUUCUGCCACUCAAAAUGAGGAAAAACAUUUCUGCAAAGAACAUAUUAUGUCUUCCUUGGAACGAGCCAAGAAAAGGAAUCGUGCUGCACUGGGCACACCCAAAGUUCCCAACGUCAAAUGGGAGGAUGUUGGUGGGCUAGAGGAAGUGAAAAAGGUUAUUCUAGAUACUAUUCAGUUGCCUCUGAUGUACAAGCACCUCUUUUCUUCUAAAUUGCGCAAGCGAUCAGGUGUCCUGCUAUAUGGACCUCCAGGAACAGGGAAGACCUUAUUGGCGAAAGCAGUAGCAACUGAAUGCUCAUUGAACUUUAUUAGCGUGAAAGGUCCUGAACUGAUAAACAUGUAUGUUGGAGAAUCAGAGAAGAAUGUACGGGACAUUUUCGAGAAGGCUAGAUCUGCACGCCCAUGUGUCAUUUUCUUUGAUGAGCUUGAUUCCCUUGCUCCAGCUCGAGGAUCCUCGGCAGAUUCUGGUGGUGUUAUGGACAGAGUUGUUUCCCAGUUACUUGUGGAGAUAGAUGGGUUGAGCGAUAACAGCCAGGACCUUUUCAUCAUUGGGGCUACAAAUAGGCCUGACCUUCUUGAUUCUGCUCUUCUUCGCCCUGGCCGGUUUGAUAAGCUUCUUUAUGUUGGUGUGAAUACUGAUGCAUCAUACAGGGAAAGGAUCCUUAAAGCACAGACGCGCAAGUAUAAACUCCACAAGAAUGUUUCUCUUUUGUCAGUUGCUCAGCGUUGUCCUCCAAACUUUACUGGUGCCGAUAUUUAUGCACUGUGUGCGGAUGCAUGGUUUCAUGCAGCAAAGCGAUCGGUUAAAACAUUUGAAACUGAUACUUCAAGAAGUAAUGAUGCCAGCGCUGAAGAGGUCAUUGUUGAGAUUGAUGAUUUUAUGACGGUGUUGGGAGAUAUCUCACCAUCACUAUCGCUGGAGGAGCUUCAGAACUACGAGCUGUUGAGGCAGAAGAUUGAAGGGCCUUCUAGAUGAUGACUAACAGUAAUAUUUUAUUUCCCAUUGAUGAAUUUGUCCCACUAGAGACUCCCCCAAGAUUGGUGCCAUGACAAUAAGUGCCACCGCUGAUGAAUUUGGACAUUUUUCCGGUUCCACCACCAAGUGCCGGAUGGCAGAUUUUUUCCAGUUACAUCUUGGUAGCGGCAUCUGCUCAUUCGGUUAAUUAGUAUAUACAUCAGACCAAGUUCUUUUUUUUUUGAAGAGAGGCUGCCUUUAUUCUUAUAUUAUCUGGGCUUCAUCGAGAUGAUGACAAAUGAUGUAAAUCAACUUUGUACAAUUACAUUUGCCACUGUACUUUGUACUUGAGAUAAAACGACAAUGUAUAGCAUGAUCGAUCAUCAAAGCUAUCCCUGGAACAUACGCUCA
Messenger RNA from Setaria italica (foxtail millet), 3259 nucleotides. Its product is annotated as peroxisome biogenesis protein 6. The transcript has 17 exons. NCBI's taxonomy places the organism in Eukaryota, Viridiplantae, Streptophyta, Magnoliopsida, Poales, Poaceae. The record is from RefSeq and is a predicted model, not a curated record. Bases 74 to 2869 code for a protein of 931 amino acids. Gene Ontology annotation, cellular component: peroxisomal membrane; cytosol. Gene Ontology annotation, molecular function: ATP binding; ATP hydrolysis activity. Gene Ontology annotation, biological process: protein import into peroxisome matrix.